AUGAACACAACCAGACACUGCAGGGUCGACUUUCACAGCAAGGAGAAUGAGUGGGCCAUCAUCGAUGAGGAAGAGGAGGAGGAGUUGGAGAGGAUGCGACAGAGACGCCAACAGAAGAACGCUAGGUACCUCGUCGCCGGUCUCAUCGUCGUUCUCGUCCCGGCUAUUUGUGGAGUUGUGUGGUGGUUCUGGUAA
Molecule: messenger RNA, 195 nt
Organism: Colletotrichum truncatum
Lineage: Eukaryota; Fungi; Ascomycota; Sordariomycetes; Glomerellales; Glomerellaceae
Source: RefSeq, a predicted model, not a curated record